UUAAAUUUUAGUUCUUCGUGUCAUUUCAACUGCACAAGUUCUGCUUUUUUAUUGGUUGCUCCAUUUACACAAGAAAUUUCAAAUUCACAAUGACUGAGGACAACAUUAAACCGAAUGAAAAUUUCAAUCUGAAUACACUAGAAUUAAUAUCGAUUUUGAAACUAUUUGGAUUCUCUGUAACAGAGGAAAAUUUAGAAAAUAGCGACUUGAAUGACUCGACCGAUCUGACAAUAAAGAUAUCAUGUGCAUCUGGUACGCACACGACAUUAGUCAAACCAAAAUUGGAGAUCAGCAAGGGGUCACCUGAAAAAAUCUCCAACGUCACUACAACGAUUGAGAAAUCCAUGAUAAAUAUAGAUCUAAUAGAGAAACUAAAAAAGCUAUUGAUUCCCACAGUAGUAGUUAUUAAUGACUUUGACGAAAUAUCACAACCUGUAAUUACACGCAGAUAUACGAUGGAUUGCUUAAAACCUAAUAAUUGGGAGUUCGACCCGAACACUUCACCUCCGAAGAGCACGUCCAGUCCUCUAGGCAGUCUGUCGAAUUCUUCGGGGCACUUAUCGCUUUCAUCCGAUUCGGAAAGCAAACUCCUUAGCAAUUUGAUAUCCAUUAGCAAAUUAGCGCAAGAAUCAGUUGACAUUUACCAGAAGAACCAUACGUAUACAAAAAAACUACCAAAAAAGAGAAUAUCUGAUAUUAAGAAAUCAAGUCCAGUAGUGGACAAACCUGUGCCCUUGACGGGUUCUUACAUUAAAAUGAAUAGCACUCCGACAUUAAAGUUGACGCCAAAGAAAUUGUCCUCUGUUAUAAAUAAAUCGAACGGAACCACCACUAUGGACAAGAAGAAGAUGCCUCCCCCGUCCCGUUUGGCAUUUCCAAAAGCAAGGAGUUUGGGAACUCCUACAUCGAAACUUGUCUGUAAGAAGGAAGACACGCCACGUCCCACGAAUAAAAUCUCUAUGCUGACCAAACCGAAUUUGAGCAAGCUAGGAAAAGCAGAUACUAUGAUUAGUGGCAUUUCUAGAAUCAAAACUCCAAGUCGACCUACCAAACAGUGGCUGUAAUUUAGUUCGUUUAUUUAAUUGUACGUUCAUUAUUUUAUAUGUUGAUGUUAAAAUUUUAAAAUUGUAUAAUUAUCAUAUAAUGUUAAGCAAAGACAAGUAUUUCUUUAAGUUUAUUUAUAGUAUAUUUAAAAGCUUUAAUUGGAAAUUAACUUAAAGUUUUAAAUUUAACUUGUGCACAGCAAACAAAACAUGAUUACACAUCUCCAUAAUGGAUGCUUUUUCUUUAAAAGAUAAAAAAAAACAUAAUACUAAAUUGGUUGUAUUCAUUAAUUACAUUUAACAAACAUUCCUACAUAUUCCAAUUUUUGUCCACACUGAAAAUAUUGUAAAUAAAAUAGAGACCAUAUGAAAAAUAUCCUAAGAAGUGUGUAUGAGUGUAUUUAAAAAA
Messenger RNA from Nicrophorus vespilloides, 1452 nucleotides. RefSeq lists its product as uncharacterized. The record is from RefSeq and is a predicted model, not a curated record. The transcript has 4 exons. The coding region runs from base 90 to 1064 and encodes 324 amino acids. NCBI's taxonomy places the organism in Eukaryota, Metazoa, Arthropoda, Insecta, Coleoptera, Silphidae.